Austrofundulus limnaeus is the source of this 6693-nucleotide messenger RNA. It is a transcript of the gene casz1, whose product is annotated as castor zinc finger 1. The record is from RefSeq and is a predicted model, not a curated record. The transcript is spliced from 22 exons. Gene Ontology annotation, cellular component: nucleus. Lineage: Eukaryota; Metazoa; Chordata; Actinopteri; Cyprinodontiformes; Rivulidae. The coding region runs from base 556 to 6522 and encodes 1988 amino acids. Gene Ontology annotation, biological process: positive regulation of transcription by RNA polymerase II; regulation of neuron differentiation. Gene Ontology annotation, molecular function: DNA-binding transcription factor activity, RNA polymerase II-specific; RNA polymerase II transcription regulatory region sequence-specific DNA binding.
GGGAUGGAGAUGAGGACAGGAAUAGAUCACUGGCACUUUAAGCCCGGAUUUCUCAUAUUCUCGCCGGAUCUUUCUCCUUUGCUAAUUAUUGUGUUGUUUUCAGAGCAAAUAUGUCAUAUCCAUGGCGACCAGGCAGGUUUAUUGUCUCUCCUGUGCCAUAGCUCACAAAAGUAAUUAAUUACCCUCUUUUUUUCUUUUUUCUUCUCCCUUUCCCUCUUGUCUUUGGUUAAACAGAUCAWGGAAGGAAGAUGGAGAGCCGUCUUCUGUAUUAAAAAAUGCCRCUGCUAGUACAACACAAGAAAUCAGAUGGCAGUAGAGUGAGCUUCAGCCGGAUCGAGCUUCAGUGCAGAUUGCUCAACAGGAAGUUGGUGUGUGUUCCUCUUGGCACCGCUCCCGUAGCUUGUUUGAUGUGGUUUCCAGAAGUCCUGAACUGCAGUCCCUGGCCACUCUUUCUGUCAUCGAUGAGGUGAGCUCCGCCGUACGGACUGACUCCCCAGGAAGAGAAAACGAGCUGAAAGGAGUUUAUGCACUGAAACGACCUCAGGAAAACCCAAGAUGGCCGCCAAAAGGAAAGGUGGCCUGAAACUCAACGCAAUCUGUGCCAAGCUGAGCCGCCAAGUGGUGUUCGAUGGCAGCUCCCAGAACGCAGAGGGAGAGCAGAGCGUGGCGGAGACCAGCGAGCGCGGCAGCUCCUACUGCGAAGACAACGAGACCAACUUCCCCGAGAGCCUGAGCCUGAGUCAGAGCCUGGAGGAGGACCAGAAGAGGCGCGAGGCCAUCGAGAAGUGGGUCAACGGCGACUACGGCGAAGAGCCGCCAGCUCCUGAUGACGAGCAGGAGCCCGAGCUGAAAGGCAGCAACGAUGAAGAUGCCCCCCCUGAGGGUGUCUACAUGGUACAGCCUAGGGGCUGCAGCGAUGACGAGGACAACGCUGAGGACCCCGAGGCCCCUGUAGGUGCCCAGGACGGCAGUUACCACGACAAGGAAGCUGAGGACAGGCCUCCAAAAGACGACCACUACAUCCCACCGAGUGAGACCCAGAGUCGCCAAGCACCUUUCUCCUCGCCAGGAGAAGCAUCGGCACUGCGAGAUUAUGCAGCCAACACCAUGACUGAGAUAUUGGGAAUGUAUGGUUAUGAUGACCAGCAGGUAAGGGAUGAGCUGACCAAGAUCAGCUUUGACAAGCUCAAAGCUGCUACCUCAGACCUCUCGUCCCUCAGCAGUGAGGAGGCCUCACGCCGUGCUCGCUUCUCCAAGUAUGAAGAGUACAUUCGCAAGCUAAAAGCUGGCGAAACGCUACCUUGGCCCAUGCACUCUUCCCCACCAAAACCAGAUGACCUCAACUCAAAACUAGCCCAAGACAAGAGUCCUACCGUUCUACAGACCUCCACCUGCCUACCAGGGACUGAGCCGCAGGCUUACCCCUCAGGCCUAGACCACAAACAACCAGUUGCCCCUCAGCUGGGCAAUUCUCAAACGUCCAAUUCCUCCCACAUGCAGAACAUGGCCUCCCGAGCCUCCAAGUAUGACUUCUUUAUUCAGAAACUGAAGCAAGGCGAGAGCUUGCAGCAGCAGAACGGCAACGCUUACAAGAGACCUUCUAAAUACGACCUGGACAACGUGAAGUUUCUGCACCUGUUCAAGCCCGGUGAGGGCAACCCUGACAUGGGCGGGGCCAUCGCCUUUAAGACGGGCAAAGUGGGCCGCCCUUCAAAGUAUGACAUUCGAACAAUUCAAAAGCUAAUACCAGGAAACUCUGAGGCCUCGCUGAUGCCCAACAUUCAGGCUACGGCACCAGGGAACCCUGGCGCUUCUGGGGUCCCAGCUGUUGGCGCAGCAGGGGCCAGUAUUGCCCCGGGGCUAACAAUGGACCAGGCGGGACACAUAAGUUUCAACGCUGCAGCCGCUGACUACAUCAAAUCCAGCUUUUCCAAGACUGACUCUAUCACCACUGGAACCGUGUCCUCAGUGAAGAACGGCCUGCCACCAGAUAAACCCCCCGCCGAAGAUGUCAACCUCUACCAAAAAUACAUUGCCAGGUUCUCUGGAAGUCAGCACUGUGGACACGUGCACUGUGCCUACCAGUACAGAGAGCAUUACCACUGCAUGGACCCUGAGUGUAACUACCAGGUGAGCAGGUUUACCAGUAAGCAGGAUGUGAUCAGGCACUACAACAUGCACAAGAAGAGGGACAACUCCCUGCAGCAUGGCUUCAUGCGCUUCAGCCCUCUGGAUGACUGCAGCGUCUACUAUCACGGUUGCCACCUGAAUGGAAAAAGCACCCAUUACCACUGCAUGCAGGUGGGGUGCAGCAAGGUGUACACCAGCACCUCAGACGUCAUGACCCACGAGAACUUCCACAAAAAGAAUGCCCAGCUGAUCAACGACGGCUUCCAGAGAUUCCGAGCCACUGAGGAUUGCGGCACGGUCGGGUGUCAGUUCUACGGGCAGAAGACCACACACUUCCACUGCAGACGCCCAGGCUGUACAUUCACUUUCAAGAACAAGUGUGACAUCGAGAAGCACAAGAGCUACCACAUCAAGGAUGACGCGUAUGCCAAGGAUGGCUUUAAGAAGUUCUACAAGUAUGAGGAGUGCAAGUACGAGGGCUGUGUGUACAGCAAGGCCACCAAUCACUUCCACUGCAUCCGCUCAGGCUGCGGCUUCACCUUCACCUCCACCAGCCAGAUGACCUCCCACAAGCGCAAACACGAGCGUCGACACAUCCGCUCCUCCGGUGUGAUGGGCCUCUCCUCCACCUUCCUGGCUCCUAAGGACGAACCCGAGGAAUCGAGCAACGAUGACCUGAUGGACUUCUCGGCCAUCAGCAGCAAGAACUCCAGCCUGAGUGCCUCCCCUACCACCCAGCAGUCCGCCACAGUUCCACACAUGCUGACCACACCCACCACCGCCUCUUCUUCCAUGCCGGGCCACGCCCUCAAGCCCACCCAGUCCAUGCCCGGCGUGGGUCAGCGCAUGUCCAGCCUGCUGACUCAGGCCCUGCCCAGCAACAUACCGGUCCUCGCUCUUCCCAACACCGCUCUGGCCACUUCCAACCCCUUUUUCCCCCUCAUGCCCAGGCUGCCUCUCCAACCGCCUCCACCAGCCCCCAGCCUGAUAACAGCCGCGUCCUCUGGGGCCCACUCCCUGCCCACCGACUCCCUAACCCAAAGCGGCUCCACCGUGGGGGGAGACACCCCCAUGCCGUCUACCCCAGCUUCCUUCUCCACCUCUUCCAUCAUGGAGAAGAUCUCAGCAAGCAAGGGUCUGAUAUCACCCAUGAUGGCAAGGCUGGCAGCUGCUGCCCUGAAGUCCCCCAACAACCCAGACGCAGGGAAUGGGCAGCCGGCUUCAGCCAGCCAGUUCAAUCUGGUUCAAGUAAAGCAGGAGCCCGUGGAUGCCAACUCCGGGGCUUCCCAAGACUCCACGCAGGAGCACAGCCUGGACCUGAGCAAGAAAGACCACAGCAAUGAAUCAAACGGACACCCUGUACCAGCGAAUACAUCUCUUUUAUCCUCGCUUAUGAAUAAGAUGUCGCAGGUGAACCCUGCCCUCUUCAACGCCAUUAACCUAAAAACAGAGCUGGAGGGUGGACAAGCCAACGACUCCUCCGAGGCAGCACAGUAUCUGAGCCGGGUGCUGAAGAGGCCAGAACACCCCAAUGAGAUCUGGAGGACAUACCUUCGCAGGUUUGACACGGAUGACUUCUGUGAGGCUCAUUGUGACUUUCUUCAGAAAGUGCACUUUCAUUGUGUGGUAGAGGACUGUGGUGCGCUCUUCAGCACUGUGGAUGGGGCCAUAAAACACGCUAACUUCCACCUUCGAGCCACCUUGAAAGUGAAGCCGGAGUCGCAGUUCAGCGACAGCAAAGAGUCCAGCGAGGCAGCGCCCCUGCAGCCAGUCGCCCCUGUCUCUAUAGCCAGUAAUCCUUCCAUGGAUGUGGCAAACCUCACCUCCUCUGGUGGCUACAGCUCUCCUCCUCCCUCUUUGCUGGCCUGGAAGCAACUGGCUGGCAGCAUCCCUCAGAUGCCCGCUUCAAUGCCCAACCUUCCGGCAAACUCCCCUCUGGCCACCACCUCCUUGGAGAACGCCAAGCCACAAGUCAAACCUGGUUUUCUGCAGUUCCAAGAAAACGAUCCAUGCCUGGCUACUGACUGCAAGUACUCAAACAAGUUCCACUUCCACUGCUUGUUCGGGAACUGCAAAUACGUGUGCAAGACCUCCGGAAAGGCAGAGUCCCACUGUUUGGACCACAUCAACCCCAACAACAACCUGGUCAACGUCCGCGACCAGUUCUCCUACUACUCUCUUCAGUGUCUCUGUCCCAACCAGCACUGCGAGUUUAGAAUGAGGGGCCACUAUCACUGUCUGAGGCCCGGCUGCUUCUUCGUCACAAACAUCACAACCAAGCUGCCGUGGCACAUCAAGAAGCACGAGAAGGCAGAACGUCGAGCUGCCAACGGCUUUAAAUAUUUCACCAAGAGGGAGGAGUGCGGAAGGCUGGGUUGUAAAUACAACCAAGUCAACAGCCACUUCCACUGCAUCCGAGAAGGUUGCCAGUUCUCCUUCCUGCUGAAGCACCAGAUGACCUCGCACGCACGCAAACACAUGAGGCGGAUGCUGGGGAAGAACUUUGACCGGGUCCCGUCCCAGGUGAUGCCGCUUGGUCAGAGAGUGGACGAGAUGCAGCACGCAACCAGUUUGGUGUCUGGAUCCAUGGCAAACCAGCCUGGGAUUGCCUCCAGCUACUCCUCUGCUGUCAUCGAUGAAACCGAUGACUACUUGGACUACAUGGGAGGGGGAGGAGGCAGCCCCUUGGGGCUCUCCUCUGAGUCCUCCAACCAGGACCGAAGCUGCACCAGCACUCCUGUAGGGAUCGACAGCUCUCCAGCAGGACAAGGCUACCCCACCACCACUUCUGCUCCUACCACCCCUGCUGACACUAGCGCUACCCACAAUGCACCUCCUUCUUCCCCUCCUCCACCACCUCCUCUGCCGCCACCACCGCCUCCUUCCUCCGCUCCUCAGCCUGGCCUCCAGUUCCAGGCCCCAUCUCUCUCCCCCGCGCUCCUCCGGCCUCCUCUCCCCUCGCUCCCAUACCUCCUCUCUCCAUCCUGUCUGUCAUACUCUCUGCUCAGCGCCUCUCUGGGAGCCACUCGGAGUGUUGUCAUGCCAACCAACACACCAGCUUUCAGCCCCAUCAUUGCCACUCCGUCUCCGGUUAAAAAUGACGUCCCUAUAGUGCAGGAUGCUGCAGGCAACACCAUCACCAUGCCCACGGCCGUCGGCGCGAAGAAGCGCUUCUGGAUCAUCGAGGACAUGUCGCCGUUUGGCAAGCGCCGCAAGACUCCCUCGUCCCGCAAGAUGCUGGACGAGGGGAUGAUGCUGGAGGGCUUUCGGCGCUACGACCUGUACGAGAACUGCAAGGACUCGACCUGUCAGUUCUCCCUGAAGGUCACCCACUACCACUGCACGCGCGAGAACUGCGGCUACAAGUUCUGCGGCCGCACCCACAUGUACAAGCACGCGCAGCACCACGACCGCGUGGACAACCUGGUCCUGGACGACUUCAAGCGCUUCAAGUCCUCGCUCAGCUGCAACUUUCCGGACUGCCAGUUUUCCGGCAACAGCACCCACUUCCACUGCCUGCGCUGCGGCUUCCGCUGCACCGACAGCACCAAGGUGACGGCCCAUCGCAAGCACCACGGCAAGCAAGACGUGAUCAGCGCCGCCGGCUUCUGCCAGUUCAGCUCCAGCGCAGACUGCGAGGUCCCCGACUGCAAAUAUAAGCUCAAGUGCUCGCACUUCCAUUGCACCUUCCCGGAGUGUAAGCACACGGUGGUGGGGAUGUCCCAGAUGGACUCCCACAAGAGGAAGCACGAGAAGCAGGAGCGAGGUGAGCUGCCGUCGGUGUCACCGAAACAGGAAGGAAUGCACCACCUGGCAGGGAACGUGGCGGCCGUCGUCCCUUCCUCCCUGAGCCUCGCUACUUCCUCGCCUGGCGGCCUCCACGGGUUGUCCCACAACAUCAACAGCAGCGCCCCCUCCAUGGUCUACCAAACGGGCAGCAUCGCCUCCGAAUACAACCAUUCUUACCCACCAUCCUCCAUCAGCCUGGACAGCUCGCUCAACCUGGGCACUGACACCAGCAGCUCCUUGUUCUUCCUGAAAAACGCAGCCGGUCUGGGUCUCAGCGACUCGCUGGACCUCAGUAAGAAGAUGAUGUGCCGCAACCCCGCACCCCACCUGGGUCUGCCAGCCGCUCACGACGACACCACGGGGACGUCCGGAGAGGCGGAGGACGACAUGUCACCAGAGGAGGAGGCGAACGCUGAAGAAGAGGACGAUGAGGAGGAGGACGAGGAGGAGGAGGAAGACGAGGCCGAGGAUGAUCUCAACAGCGACUCUAAUGAUGAUUCACUGGCAGAGCCCGAUGGCGAAAAGGACGACGACGAGAAUUUUGUUGCUUCCAUUAACCACACUCAUACUUCCCACUUGGAAAAGCAAGACAUUGACCCAUAAAAAACAAACAAUAUAAACAAACAAACAUAAAAAACAAGAGAGACUGUAGGAACUACAGAAAAGACCCUGUGUACAAUGAACAGACAAAAGAAAGUGGCCUCAUUCAUCCUGUUUAGAGACUUCCAAUGACAAAAAAAAUAAAAAAGUACAAAAACAGCAGCGUUAAGAAAA